AUGUCCGACACCCAUAACCGGAAGCCCUUCGAUUCUGCUGAUGCACAACAUGCUUUCCGUGCACCUCUACCCGAUGCUGAUGUUUUGCUCCAUGCAGGAGACCUGACGGGUUCCGGCAAGCGACAUGAACACCAAGCGCAAGUAGAAAUGUUCAUGGAACAUCCAGCGGAAUUGAAGGUUGUCAUUCCUGGUAAUCAUGACAUUACCCUCGAUGAACCAUACUACAACAGUCAUCCAUGGAAGCAUGGCACUCCUCAAGAUCUCGUUGCCAUCAGGGAGAUGUACAGCGGUCCGAAAGCACGCCAAGCAGGGAUUGUUCUCAUGAAGGAGGGUAUCCAGUCUUUUCAGCUGAAGAAUGGGGCCAAGUUCACCCUUUAUGCUUCAGCCUAUCAACCAGAAUUCUGUGAUUGGGCCUUUGCUUAUAAGAGAACUGAAGAUCGCUUCAACCCACCCUCAGCGGUCGAACGACUCUUAGGCCAGGGCCCGGCGAAUCCAAUCCCAUCUCAUCCACAUAUUGAUAUUAUGGUCACCCACGGGCCACCUUUUGGCAUUAUGGACAGUGUGGUAGGCUUCGGUGCAAGGAUGAAUGCAUCUGCUGGCUGUCAGCAUUUACUUCGUGCUGUGAAGAGAUGUAAACCAAGAAUACAUGCUUUUGGCCACAUUCAUGAAGGCUGGGGAGCAAAACGAAUGAAGUGGGCGUCAGAUGAGAGAGCUGAUGGUGAAGAUCAAUUGAUACCAAUCGUGGUAGAUCGAGGUGAGAUUUUGGAAAGGCGGGGGGCAUUCAUCGACAUAUCUUCCAGUGGAAGCAGUCAGCUGCAAUGGGGGCAAGAGACUUUGUUCGUCAAUGCUAGCAUUAUGGACGUGAGAUACCACCCUCGCAAUGCUCCAUGGGUAGUCGACCUGGAAUUACCAAGAGGUUGA
Messenger RNA from Endocarpon pusillum Z07020, 921 nucleotides. RefSeq lists its product as uncharacterized. Gene Ontology annotation, molecular function: hydrolase activity. The transcript has a single exon. Lineage: Eukaryota; Fungi; Ascomycota; Eurotiomycetes; Verrucariales; Verrucariaceae. The coding region runs from base 1 to 921 and encodes 306 amino acids. The record is from RefSeq and is a predicted model, not a curated record.